AUGGUCUUUACAUGGACUGUAUUAUACUGCACGCGAACUGUCUUUGCUAUUUCCAAGACUGGAAGAAAUUAUUUUUGCUUGCUCAUGAAUUGGUGUUUUCUUUUCCUGACCACCAUUAUAGCUGGUAUGUGGUUGCCUGCGUACUACUUUACGUGUAACAACAUCCCUGCUGCGAAGAAUUUCAUAAACAAAAUCGGCGUUGAUGAGAACAGCUUUCGGCCGCGCGAAUCUUACCUUUGGCAUUACGAACCAAAGAUGUACAUAGGAAUGCAAUAUUGCAGAGUCGGGGUGAGGAUGGCUGAGGAGUUUCUUCGUGAAGCUUCUUGUAUCAGGUCAUGUGAUCCAGUCAUAAUGCAUGAGCGUGGAUCUUACUACUAUAUCGCUAUGGCAAAUUCCAUAGUAACAGCUGAGCAGUUCUUCCAGAACGCUUUGUUGGCAGUCCUUGGGACUGAUUCAGAAGAUGCUGAGUUUUUGGAUUCAAGUGCCAUACUCAACGAGCAGAUUGAUCCGUUUUGGCAACCUCUCAUAGCCAGUUUGGGACAUGUAUCUCGAAGACUUGGCAAGUACAAAGAAUCUAUCAAUUUUCAUAGUAAAGCACUGUUAAUGAAUCCUAUUGACUGGCACUCCAUGGCGUCGAUGGCAAUGUCUUAUGCAUGCCUCGGAGAAACAAAUAUUGCCACUCGAUAUUUUGCGAAGUCAUUAGCUCGAGCUCCGUAUGACGGGAUGGUUCGCAAUGCCCUCGACAAGCUUGCUCAAUUAGAAAACGACUAUUGGGAUUACACAGUGUUUAAAACCACUUCUCCAGAUAGUAAUAAUGACUUGGAGAGGAUAUUCUCAGAGCGAUCUGUUUCAGUGAAUGAGGUGAAACGGAGUGCUUCGGAUACGACACGGUCCAAGAAGUUGUUAGCUGAACAUGCGAAAUCUAGGCUUGCUUCCAGGAGGAUGCGGCAAGAAUUAGCUCGUGCGAAUACUCGGAAGAAGAUCAUGGAUCCGACAGACCAACAAUGA
This is a messenger RNA of Cooperia oncophora, 1008 nucleotides long. The record is from the annotation of a GenBank genome assembly. Lineage: Eukaryota; Metazoa; Nematoda; Chromadorea; Rhabditida; Trichostrongylidae.